CUUCCCUAUUCCUGAUCUUAACGUUGCUUGUGGCCUAAUACCUGUGACACAGCAAUGAAAUUUGGAGAAAAUGAAGGACUUGCUGUCUAUCACGAUGUGGAAGCGGCUAAAUUUGACAACCACAGCUGUGGCAGAUCAGAGGGUCUACGAAGUAGAAAUUCCAUCAUUAUAUCUCAGUCGGCCAGUCGGAGCAUCUUCAGCAGUAAUGUCUCUCCAACCUCAGAAGAAGUUGAGUUUACGAUAGGAGAACAGGAAGAGGGGGGAAAUAAUGAAACCCACCCACUGUUAUUUACUCAGUUAAAUGAGCUUUUCACUGUACAUGAAAACUUGGAAUGGAGGGAAACUGCAAGAUGGAUUCGAUUUGAAGAAAAGACUGAAGAUGGAGGUGAAAGAUGGAGUAAACCCCAUGUUACUACACUGUCUUUACAUAGCUUAUUUGAGCUAAAAGCAUGCAUGGAACGAGGAACACUGCUGCUGGAUACAGAAAAAAGUACAUUUAAAGAAAUAUUAGAAUGUGUAACCAAUAUAAACAUUGCCAACAAUUCAAUACACCAGGAAGAGAAGGAAAAAAUAAUUAAUCUUCUUUGCCAAAAACACGUUCAUCAAACAAAAAAGUCACGCAGAAAAACAAUGGCAGAAAUGUUUUCAUCAUCCUGUUCAUUGCGUCCAGGUAGUGCUACAUCUCAGAAAAGUGCGGUGGCUGAACUUUCAGAAAAGCCUUUAAAAGAACAGUUACUAAACAGGUUUAGAAAGAAAAUACCCGAAGGAACAGAAGCAGCAAAUGUUCUUGUUGGUGAAGUGGAGUUUUUGGAUCGUCCGUUUGUCUCUUUUAUACGACUUAAAGAAGCCAGAGUGCUUGGCUCCCUGACAGAGGUGGUGCUUCCCAGCAGGUUUAUUUUUAUACUCCUUGGUCCCAAAGUUAAGACAAAAGCCUACCAUGAGAUUGGAAGAGCCAUAGCCACUUUACUCACAGACGAGUUAUUCCAGAAAACGGCAUACAAGGCUACGAGCAGGUCUGAGCUACUUGAUGGAAUUGAUGAGUUUUUAGAUGAACUCAGUAUUUUGCCUCCUGGAAAAUGGGACCCAACUGUAAGAAUCCAGCCACCAAAAUUUCUGCCUUCACCACACAAAAGAAAGCAAAUGUUACUACGAGGAAAUAAAAUGCACUGCGGUGAGAAUGGAAACGUAUGCCAUCAAGAGGAGAAACUGGCACAUAAACAUCCUCAUGUCAGCGAAGAGCUGAAAAGAACUGGCAAAAUUUUCGGCGGUCUGAUAAAAGAUGUGAAAAGGAAGGCCCCGUGGUACUGGAGUGAUUUUUACGAUGCUCUCAAUAUGCAGUGUCUCUCGACUAUUUUAUUUAUAUACUUGGUAACGGUUACCAAUGCCAUCACUUUUGGGGGUAUGCUGGGAGAUGCUACUGAUAACAUGCAGGGAGUCCUUGAAAAUUUCCUUGGUACUGCAAUCAGCGGUGGAUUAUUUUGUCUGUUUUCUGGCCAGCCGCUUACUAUUCUGAGCAGCACAGGGCCAGUCCUGGUCUUCGAAAGACUUUUGUAUAGCUUUAGCAAAGAUUACGAUUUUGAAUACUUGGAAUUCCGCCUGUGGAUUGGACUCUGGGUGGCGUUUUACUGUAUCGUUUUGGUGGCUACUGACGCGAGCUACCUGGUGCAGUAUUUCACACGCUUUACAGAAGAAAGCUUUUGCGCUCUUAUAAGCCUCAUUUUUAUCUACGAUGCAGUAAAGAAGAUGUUGAACUUAGCAGAUCAGUUUCCCAUUAAUUGGGGAUUCUCCAUCAACCAAAUAACCCAAUACAGCUGCCACUGUAGUUUGCUUGAUAUCGGAAAUUCCACUUCAGUCAAUUCCACCAUGUACAACAGCAACAACUCAUUCUAUGAGGAUAUUGAGGAUUCUUUCAAUUUGACUCUACACCAGUGCCUGGAAUAUGGAGGCCACCUAGUGGGGAGCAGCUGUAAUUAUGUACCUGACAUUUGCCUUAUGUCAGCAAUGCUCUUCUUUGGGACAUUUAUCUGCUCGUCAUCCCUAAAGCAGUUCCAGAGUAGCCGAUACCUAUCUGCAUCGAUAAGGAAGUUGACGGGCGACUUUUCAGUAAUACUGACGAUCUUAGUAUUUUGUGCAAUAGAUGCAUUUUGCGGAUUGGAAACUCCAAAACUAAUUGUCCCGAGUGAAUUUAAGCCUACAAACCCUAACAGAAGUUGGAUAGUUACUCCAUUCGGGAAGAACCCAUGGUGGGUGUGCCUGCUUUCUGGCAUUCCGGCAAUCUUGAUAACCAUCCUCUUAUUUAUGGAUCAACAAAUCACUGCUGUCAUUCUUAACCGCAAGGAAUAUAAGCUCAGGAAAGGUGCAGGUUUUCACCUAGACUUCUUCUGUAUCGCUCUGCUGAUCAUUGUCACAUCGUUUAUGGGUCUUCCCUGGUUUGUCUCUGCAACGGUGAUCUCACUUGCUCACAUGAACAGCUUAAAGAUGGAAAGCACCACCUCGGCACCGGGAGAGCAGCCAAAGUUCCUGGGAAUAAGGGAGCAGAGAGUAAGUGGACUUGUUGUUUUCACCCUGACUGGAGCCUCAGUGUUUCUGUCCCCGGUUCUCAAGUACAUUCCUAUGCCGGUGCUGUAUGGAAUAUUUUUCCAAAUGGGCGUAGCUGCUUUAGGGAGCAUACAAUUUCUAGAGCGAGUGCAGCUAUUGGCCAUCCCACCGAAACACCAGCCGGAUCUCAUCUUCCUCCGUCACGUUCCACUGCGCAGAGUCCAUCUGUUCACUUUCAUUCAGACAGCGUGUCUGGUCAUCCUGUGGAUUCUCAAAUCAACAGUGGCUGCCAUCAUAUUCCCCUUGAUGCUAUUGGCUCUGGUUGGAGUGAGGAAGGCGAUGGAAUGGUUCUUCUCACUGCACGACUUGAGUUGGCUGGAUGACAUUUUGCCAGUAAAGGAGAAGAUCGUUCAAGUGCCGAAAGAAGAAGAAAGUGAUUUAAGUGACAGCGAAGAUUCGGAGUUAAAGUAUCAGGAGAAAUCACCCGAGAUUAACAUUUCAGUGAAUUAGAUUGGGAUGUGCCGAGGAGCUGCGGAAUGGAGCCGGUCUGAACAUCUGAAUGGAUUCUUCAUGCUGCGCCUCUUCUAUAAUGAAUAAGGGUCAGAGAGAUGUGGUGACCCCUCAUUGCUGGGAAUAUAAAGCUUAGAUAUCAAUCAGUGUUCAGCAGCAAAAUAUAACCUUUUAUUUAACGAAUAGCUGAUGUUUUUAUUUAUAUAUAUAUAUAUAUAUUGCUUUUGUACUGAUGUUUCUUAGAGAAACCAAUAUUUAAACAAUUUUUAAGCUGGCAAUAUGAAGUAUAGAGAUGUUAUCUGUGUCGGUGGAUGUAUAACACUGUAAUGUAUGGAACCUGCCCAGGAACAAUGUUUACUUGAUAAAUGUGCAAAACUA
Messenger RNA from Xenopus laevis (African clawed frog), 3426 nucleotides. RefSeq names its product solute carrier family 4 member 9 L homeolog (gene slc4a9.L). Gene Ontology annotation, biological process: transmembrane transport; sodium ion transmembrane transport; monoatomic anion transmembrane transport. The coding region runs from base 55 to 3048 and encodes 997 amino acids. NCBI's taxonomy places the organism in Eukaryota, Metazoa, Chordata, Amphibia, Anura, Pipidae. The record is from RefSeq and is a predicted model, not a curated record. The transcript is spliced from 22 exons. Gene Ontology annotation, cellular component: plasma membrane; membrane; basolateral plasma membrane. Gene Ontology annotation, molecular function: sodium:bicarbonate symporter activity; solute:inorganic anion antiporter activity; transmembrane transporter activity.